Molecule: messenger RNA, 2145 nt
Organism: Frankliniella occidentalis (western flower thrips)
Lineage: Eukaryota; Metazoa; Arthropoda; Insecta; Thysanoptera; Thripidae
Product: lipase 3-like
Exons: 9
Coding region: 273-1667 (464 amino acids)
Biological process (GO): lipid metabolic process
Source: RefSeq, a predicted model, not a curated record
GGGGGCAUGUCGUCAAUAUAGUCGUGGCGUGAUGCCGCCGGGGCGCCGAUUGACAGCGGUCCGCAACCACUUGCUGCUGCCGUUGAGCUGUUCGCAGUUAGUCUUCGGAGCCUAGCCGCGCGCGCGCCCUUCCCCACGAAGUGCUCUCCUCCGACCCCUCUCCGGCCCGGCUGCUGCUCCGGCUCCCGUCACUAGCUCCUCUCAGCCGAUAGCGCGCCGAAGUUGUCCCAGCUGUGCACACAGAGGCCGUGAUCAUCUCUGGACACAUCACGAUGGCCGGCGUGGUGCGGGCCCUGCUGGCCGCGGUGGUGCUCGGCGCCGCCCUCACGAUGGCCGUCGACCCCAAGGCGGACUACUCCUCGGACGGCGGCCUGCUGCUGUCCGCCUACCUCUUCUCUCGCAGCUCGGACCUCAACGCCUGGCACCGAGGCUUCAACCCCCUGCUGGAUCUCGACCCAGUGGAGCUCUCUCGGCACUGGGGCUACGACGCGGAGCUUCACCACGUGACCACCGAGGACGGUUACAUCCUGGGCAUCCACCGCAUCACGGGGCCGUCGUCGUCGACGCCCUCCUGGUCGGUGGAGCGGGCGGACGACGGGCUGGGCAACGGCCUGGACGGUGUGGACGGCAGCGAGGUCGGCGACAAGCGGCGAAGCAUCCGACAGCAGCAGAAGCCCGUCGUGAUUCUGGCGCACCCUCUCCUGUCGUCCUCCUCGGACUGGAUCAUCCUUGGCCCCGGGAAGGCCCUCGCCUACCUCCUGGCCGAUGAGGGCUUCGACGUGUGGAUGAUGAACGUGCGAGGCAACACUUACUCGCUCAACCACACGACGCUCAGCACCAAGUCUGCCGCGUUCUGGGACUUUACGUAUCACGAGCACGCGACUCAGGACUUGCCGGCCCUCAUCCAGUACGUGGUCCGAGAGACGGGCGAGCAGCAGUUGCAGUACGUGGGCUUCUCGAUGGGGACCACCAUCAUGUUCAUCAUGGCCUCAGAGCGCCCCGACAUGGCCAGGCAUAUCCGCAUGUUCACCGGCCUCGGCCCAGUCACCAGCCUUGUGCACACCAAGUCCACGACCUUCCGCGUCCUGGCGCACACCACCCCCGUCCUCAUGCGGACCUCGGCCUUUUUCGGCAUCCACUCGUUCCUCCCCUCAACCGCGGCGUUGCGCACGGCCGGGGAGAUCUUCUGCUCCGACGGCAGCCUGACGCAGCCCCUGUGCGUGGGCCUCAUCGACGCCCUCAGCGGCCGCAACGACAAGCAGACCAACUCGACGCUGCUGCCCUACAUUAUAUCCCGGACGCCAAGUGGCACCUCGUUUAAAACCAUCAACCACUACGGACAGUCCUUGCGGCACGGCUUCCGGCGAUAUGACUACGGGACCACAGGGAACAUCCAGCGGUACGGUCAUGAGAUGGCCCCCAAAUACAACGUGAGCAACGUGCUCGUGCCGGCCAGGCUGCACUACGGGCCAAACGACCACCUGACAGACCCGCGGGACGUCAUCCCAACGUGCUCUGAGCUGCCAAACCUUUUGAGCUGCGACGCGGUGGCCGACCCCCUCUGGACGCACUUAGACUUCGUCUGGGCCAAGCAGGCGCCUGAGCUUGUCUACAGGAGGGUCAUCGCCGACAUAAAAGAAUCGAACCUCGCCGCAACAGUAGCGUGACCGCGGUCCUGAAGAACGAUGUGGAUUAGCGGCAUAAUAAAUUCUAUUUUCUGUGAUAAUGUCCCUCAUGCAAUUUUCUCUGUUUUGGUAUAUUUUAAUGUCAUUCCCCUUAGUUCUUUUAAGAGUUUCCACAUUGUCUCUCAUUUGACUUUAUGUUGUCUCAUUUGUAUCCUGCAAUUAGCAUUAAGUUUAAUUUUUGUCUUAUGUUGUAUUUCUGUCUCUUAGUAUGUAAACAUACUCAUUGUUCCAUUUGUAAGACGCUUGUUGUGAUUGACGAUCAGUCUUCGUUGUCUGUGAUGUAAUAUUCUUAUAUUGUGAUUUACUUUUUAUUGAACUUCGACGUAAUUAUUUUAUUCGUAGUGUAUGUGUGCAAUAUUGUUUAGAUGAAUUGCUGACCAGUUGGACUCGGUAAGGGUAGAUGGAAACAAUACCACAAGACUUAGUAGGAAAUAAAUAAAUUAAUAACUUAAAAAUCUUA